ACAUAAAAAAAUACAAUUACAAAUGGCGUUUACGUAGUGUAGACAGAUGUGUUCACGGCCACGAUGGGCGAUGAUUCUUUGAUAUUACGAGAAGAUGGUUAUAUACGUAUGAACUUUCCUGUUACUUCUCUAACUUAUCAUAGCAACUUAAAUAUAAUUCUGGUGAAGACUGACGUAGGUGGUGUACACGUUUUGGAUGUGAACUCGGGUGUGAUACUGCAGUCUUCUUGUCUGUCAGCGGAUGAUGGUGGAACGCUUGGUGUGGAGUAUGCGACGGGGGCGGAUCGGGUGUUCGUGUGGGACAGUAGCGGAGUCGGUGCGCGCACUGACUACAAUGGAGUGCUGCUUCUCCACACGGCUCUGCAGCGCCCGCUGCCCUCCUCACAACCCGACAAAAUCAUAAGGAUCGAGCUUGUAUUGUCUGAGGCCGUGCUCCUGUACCAAUGUCUUCAGAGUCUAGACGCCCACUCCAUCGAGGGUCUGACAGACUUCAUCAACGAGCUGAAGAACUCCAUCGACGCAGAACCUGUCAGGAAAGGAGUGAAGGCCCAGAAGUGGAGCACAGUAACAAUCUGCCUACCACAAUCGACCCUUCGGCUAGUGACCACAGGCGUGGUUCAAGAGCUGAAGGGUCAGAACCGGCGGAUACCAGCGCUGGCGAUCGCGUCCGCAGUCGGCCAGCGCGCCAACGAGCUGGUGCCGUGCUCCCGAGAUGAAGAGACGAGGCCGCUCAUGUACAGCGAGGCUGAGAGGAAGGAGACCUUCAAACGAUGGCCCCACAUGGACUACAAAUGGGCACUCCCAGCUCGGAUGGCACAAGCGGGCUUCUACCACCAGCCUUCGCCUAGUGGUGAUGACCGCGCCAUGUGCUUCACAUGUCUCGUCUGCCUCGUGUGCUGGGAGAAGUCGGAUGAACCCUGGGUGGAACACGAGAGGCAUUCACCCAACUGUCCCUUCGUAAGAGGCGAAUACACCCACAAUGUGCCCAUAUCGGUGACCAACGCGACAGCAUGUGCAGUGCCUUGUACGAAUGUGACGGUGGUGUCCAAGGGCAACACAGGGGACCUCAUCGCGACGGGCACUCCUGAGGGCAAAGUGAACAUCUGGCGGUUCGACUGUGGCCUCAAACUUGUCAAGUUCAUUCACCUGUCGCCGUAUGAUUCGAUAUUCAGUGGCAUACUGGCGACUGACAGCAAUAAAGUAUGGUCCGCCAGCUUGGAGAAGGAUAGUUCUACAUACGGCGUCGAGCUGACGGCGAUGGCUUUCGUCGGGAUGACGUCACAGCAAGAAGUUUACCCACAGACACAAAACACAGAGAGCACAGAGAAAGAGACGAACACCAACAAAACGAAACCGUCCCUCAUCUGCGCCGUCGUCAUCACCAGGACAAACACUACACAGACUGACCAGCCCAUCAAAGAAGACUCCAGCAAGGCGCUCUUCGACUCGGGAGCCGACAAAGAAAGCGUUCAAGCAAUGAACGAUCAGAAUGAGGCAAAGAAUAAUUUGACAACAAAUAAAAUGCUCUUCCUUUUAACAUAUGACAUACACAGCUCAUUAGCUGGUUCAAUAACCACUGUAGUACACACGUCAAACAGUAGCGGUAACUCCAAGCCGGGAGGCAGCAAGAAAGUGUGCACGGUGCCGAGGCCCGACGACGCGAACAUUUACGACGAGAUAUACUUCCAAUACUCUGACGAGGACACAGAGCUUCCACAAUGCACAAAUAGCUUAGACGAGCAGAUUAGUAACGUUAUUAACUUGAACGCAUCGUCCAGCAAGGAGGAUUGCAAAAUAUGGGAACCUAAGAAGAUAAUAGUGCCGAAACAUUUCAAAACCAUGCCCCCUCCGCCCCCCACUGCCCUAUUACCUGAACUACAAGAGGCUGGACAAGCCACCAUGCUAGACUUCGUAGGCAAGAUCUCACAACUGAAGAGUUGGAAGAGUGGCAACCUAGACUCUGUAGGCACUAAGCUAGCAGACCAGACUGACGCCGUGUUACAACAGGCUGACCCCAUCACACACUAUCUCAACAUGAACGGACCUCUAGAGAUCUCAGACUUGAAGUGGUACGAGGGAGGAGAUGGAACUGAAAAAGUAAAAGUGACAACGUUCGGAGGAGGAGGAGGAAGCAAAGUCGGUACACAGACUGCAAUCACAAACAGUAAUAACGACGGCUUCGACAGCGACCCGCCGCAGGAGGAGGCCGUCUCGCAGGGCAUCGCUGUCCAGUGCCUCAGUCUUCCAGCUAAACUCACAUUGAAGGAUGAUUCCAAAGUGACGCAUCUAUUGCCAACUGAAGACAAGGAGCAUCUGCUUGUAGUCAUAUCUAGUAUCGAACCGGAGAAGGUCAAGGUAGAGGAGGAGACUGACAAUGACGGCGAUACCAAAAUGGACGUGGACGAAUGUACCGAACCCAGUGACAAACCAAAAUCUGACGCGAAGGCUUACUUUAUCCUUUAUAAAAUUAACAAUAAGACGUCGAUAUACACGCUGGAGGACAACCCCGUGUCCUUCAAAGAGUUACCAUUCCACGAAAGUCCCGUGGACCUGUGCUUAUUACCGCCUGACAAACAGGAUCAGUAUUCAUUCGCUGCAGUAGGAGUCGACGGCAGCUUAAGGCUGUAUUCACUGCCUGACUUCAAGACUUUGUCUGAGAAACGCGUACCAAAGGGACAGUUCACGUCGGUAGUAUUCUGUGCGUCAGUAGAACGGCUCAGUGUGUCUACUAAACACGGGAUGAUAUACUUCUACGCAUUGAACAACGGCGAGAGGGACAACACGGGGGAUAUAGACGAAGAUGAAUUCGCUAACAUUGACUUCGACAUGCUACAGCGCGCGCCGCGGGACGAGGUGUGCGGCCCGACGCCUGCGCCCGUCAUCAUCGCUAAUAAGACUGAACUCGACUUGUCAGACCUAGAGACUUUAAUAAACUUGACUGGCUAUUAUGGUACUAAUACGACGGUGCCUUACAGCGCGGUUGUGCCUGGGUUUUGGUGUGAGCUGUCACCUGCACAAAGGUCGAGAUCUGAUCAUCAAAAUAAUAGGACAUGGAGGUUGCAGAACACUUCAUCGACGUGGGACGAGCACGUACUGGAGCUGACGUUACCGUACAGUGUGUCACUAGCCCACAUAGAGUUUGGAUUCACCUUACACUCGGCAUGUUCUGCAAAUCUUCCAAUCAUUCUCGUAACGUUACUGAAACAAAACUUGCACGGUAUCGGAUACAAGAAAGACGCCUCUUUUGGUCACAGAUCGGACUCCCCGAUACAUUUCCCAGUUAUAGACGCUGACAUGUCGAAUCUCGAGAAUCCCGUCAAUAGUGAAGAGUACUUACAAGCACAUAACGCUGAGAUAUUGGCGGGACCUUUGUUACUGUCUUCGGGACUGGACAUGACACAACAAUCCGGUACAUUAAUAUUGACGAGCCCUCGGUUAUAUAGAGCCAGAGGCCGGACAUUCCUCAUUCACAUAAAGACACUCUUCGAUCCAGCCAAAGACAUGAGCAAAGCAACAAACAAAACAGGCGAGACUAGUUCCAAGAAGACUGGCUUCAUUGGCUGCGAUUGGUUGCAUCAGAUUUCAUUGACAGUCCGCUCUAGUCCACACACUGACGUGGCUAUGGAGCGACAGCAACGGAUAGCUAUGUUGGAGUCGAAUAGCUUCUUGAAUACAUUGUGUGAGAUAUCUGUAAACAGUGCUGAUUGUGAAAUGAGGAAUAUCGCGAUGGAUCUAUUAAUCUGGGUGGUGUCGAUACGACUGCAACGGAUGCGUUUAUCAAAGACCGACAAAGGUAAAGACAAGACUGUCGAGACACAACAGUUGGAAUGCGUGAAGAUCAUCGAGAAACACACGGACGCACUGAUCAAGAACUGCAUUCUGUGCGCCAACAGAAGCAUUGCAAAGAAAUGCGUGAAAAUUCUUCUAAUUACUAGCGAGGGUGAGAAACAGCUCCCGAAGCCAUGGAAGUCGACGUUCGAGACGACGUUGUCGAGCAGCGUGUGCGCGUGCAUCCCGUACGUGGGCGCCAGCGUGUCGGCGGGCGCCGUGCGCUGGCUGGCGGCGCUGGCGCAGCAGUGCACGGCGCGGGCCAUGGCGCCCGCGCUCGUCGCCAAGUGCAUGGCGCUGCUCGAACGGGCCGCCAAGUGCUUGAGCGACCGACCCGAUGUUUAUCAUAGUCUUUUGAGAGCCAGGUUUGGCCUAUACGGUCUUCCAUUAGAGCGCACAAUAUUCGCGACGGAGGUGCCGGAGUUGGGGCGCGGCACGUCCACCCCGGUCACGUACGCCAGUGUACUGGCGGGCGACACCACGACGCCCCCUGUUCCUAAACCUGACUACCAGCUGAAGGAACUGCUCAACUUGCCUUUGGAGAUGGAUGCGAAGAGCGCGAACUCAUCGACCGCGUGGUGGGCUCAGAACAACGGUGUUGGCGUGUUCGGCGCCGGGCUGAGCGAGGCCAUGCCGCUGCACGUGACGUGCCACGUGGCCUCCGACGGGACCAAGCUCGAGUCCAACGGGACGCGCCAUCACUCCGCUGUUGUCAGCUCGCUGCCCGGCGCUGGACCGGGGGAUCCUAGCCAGCAACUAUGGUCAGUCGUGAAGGAAGGCCAGAUGAAGCAGUCUUCGCAAGACCCUGACUCUCUUGAGGACGUCGAGAGCUCCCUCAUGGAGUGCGAUCCUCAGGAUAAGAUGGAGUUUUCCGAAGAGAAGCUGUUUAAGGAUCAGGAGCAGUGCGGCAUCCCGUGGGCGUCGCUAGUGACGCGGCCCCCGCAGCACACGCUGGUGGUGGAGCGCAUGCACUCCGGCGCGCGCCGGUACAUCGUGCUCGACUUCGGACACGCCGUCAAACUCACUGACGUGAUAAUCCCAUCGUGUUCGGACCUGGUGACGCUGUGCAUAGACAUCUGGGUGACGGGCGAGGAGACGGACUGCGUGAAGCUCGCCUUCGCCACCGACAUCGCCACCAAGCACCUCGUGCUCACUGACAUACAGCCGCCGCCCAUCUGCCGGUAUAUGAAGAUAACCACGAUAGGUAGGUACGGCAUGUCGGCGAUGAAGUGCAAGAUCCCGCUCGGCUGGUUCUACGGCGAGGUGGCGGAGAUCACACAUGUACAGCCUAGCAUCAACGCGCUCAACGCGCUGCAUCAGGACUUGACCUGCCGGUUUAGAUUAGCAACCGGUAAACUAAUGGAUCUUUUGAACCCAUACCUGGAACUAUACAACGGCAAUGCAGCCCAUAUGAUGUCAUACAUGAACAUCAGCAAUGACGUGGACGCCAAGGUGGUGACUGCCUACCAGGAGUGCAUAGAGCUGCAGCAACAACUCCACACUUGUACCAACAUACUCCGGAAGCUACAGAACAAUUCUGACGGGCCUAGGAACCUUCCAGAACUUAUUGACAAAGGCCUCGUGUCUUCUGAAGCUCUAUUAGAAGCAGCUUCCACGGAUAAGCUGAGAGUCAUUAGUGAGACAAUUGUGGAUAUGUUACUGUAUUUCUACUUCCAAGUUGGUGAUGUGCAAUACCCGGAGGUGAGCCGCGAGUGGUGCAGCGUGGUGGUGGCGCAGGUGUGGGAGUGGGGCGCGCGCGGCGCGGGCGCGCUGGCCACGCUGCUGGCGCGCGCCGCGGGCGCCGCGGCCUGGUGGGGCGCGCUGCUGGGCGACACGCUGACGGCGGCCUUCGCGGCCUACGACGCGCCGCCCGCCGCGCUGGACCGCGUGCUGGUGCUGGCCGUGUACAUGUGCCGGCGCUCCGUGUGGGCCGCGCCCGACCACGGGCCCUGCGCCGCGCUGGCCACGCGCGCGCUCGACCUGCUCCGCGCGCCGCGCGCGCAGCCCGCCGUCACCGCCGCGCUGCUCAGCGCGCUCGCCGCCGUGCUCGACACCGUCGCCGCGCACAACGACAAGUACGCCAGGUGGGACUGGGUGACGGGCGGUCGUGCCGGUGGCGCAGCCCCAGGCGUGGACGCACAAGGCUCGCCACGCAACAACGAAUGCAAGCUGCACCGACGCAAGCUGCACAAGAAGUUAUUACACCAAAUGCAAGAGCUAGAAGCUGCCAGGAGAGGCAUACAAGUUGCACUUGAAGAUCAACAGCGCGCCCGUCUGAACCUGAAGGCGCGCAUGGCGAUGGUGGGCAAGCGCGGCGCGGCGCGCGGCGGGGCGUGCGCGGAGUGGAGCCGGCUGCGGCCGCUGCCCGCGCAGCUGGCGGCGCGCCUGGCGCACGCGCUCGUCGCGCACAUGCUCGCCGCCGACACCUGCCACCAGGCAGACGCGCUCAUGCUGGCCGCCAAGGUCGUCGGAAGGCUUUGUGCAUUAUCCGGUGGUGCAAGCCUGUUGGAUCCCUCGUGUAUCCUGGGCCUGGCGCGGCUCGCUGUCACGUUGCCACCCUGGCCACGUCAUGCACUCACUACCUUGCUGCAGGAUCUAGUUGAAUACGAGUCCGGCGAGUCUCCGUCGAGCCCUCCGAACGAGGAGUCGUGGACCGCCGGCGCCAGUUCCUCCCGCGUCAUACGCGUGCACUCCAUACCGCCGGGCUCCGCGCCCGGGGUCAAGGCACGCAAAUUCAAGGGACCCACUGUCGCAGAUUUGUUAGCGGAUAGUUUUGGUCUGGGGAAGACUACGUACUUCAAGCCCAAACUAUUUACCACAGCAGGUGUCAAUUUAGCAAAUAUAGAUGUGGAGGAACAGCUGACGCAAGUGGCCGAGUCUGACGACUCCGAGUCUUCGGAGGAGAAACUCGAGCAAUACUUCAAUGAUGCUGUUAAGAAGGAAACUAGGACUAAACUCGUCGUGGACAAUAGCACCAGUAACGUGUCAGUAUGUUGGGACGCGCGUGUGGAGGCCGGUGGCGGCGGCUGCGGCGGCGCGGGCGAGGCGCACGCGCGGCGCGCCCUGCUGGGCACGGCGGGGGCGCUGGCGGCCGCCGUGCGCGCCCCGCCCCCCGCGCCCCCGCCGGCGCCGCGCGCCCCGCCGCCCCCGCACAGGCCCCACCCGCCGCUUACACACACGCUCUACGAUGUAUUCCGACACCUGGCGCUAGAGUUCCAUUAUCAGAUGGACUGCACAUUCAUGGAGAACGUGAUCUCGCUGUGGCUGACGCUGAACGGGUCGGCGUGGAACGGCGGCGCCUGGUCGCUGGCCACGCUCGCCGUGCCCGCGGACACGCCGCGCAUACGCCUCGCCUCCGACACCGUUAACGCACUGCUACACUCACUUUGCACGUUAGAAAAUAUAUCAUUAAGAUGCUGGGUGCUAUCUAUGCAAGCAUUGGCUUGGAUUGCGAGCUUACCAUUACAGACUGAGGGUAGUAGUACACAGACGAUGGGUCGCGUGAUACUGGAGUGCGAGCACUUCGUGCCGGCCCUCGUCAAGUUCAUCACGAUGAAUGUCAACACCGACGGCGCCGUCGCCUCGUCCGAACCCUAUUUGGGCGGCGCCCAGAUCGGCGCGGGCGCGGGCGCGGCGUCGGCGCUGCACUCGGUGGUGUCGCGCGUGGUGUGCGCGCGCGGCGCGGGCGGCGCGCUGUGUGCGCUGCGCGCCGUGUGCGGCGUGUGGCGGCGCGACGCCGAGCCCGGCCACGCCUACGACCUGCAGGCCACGCUGCUGCGCCUGGCGCACCCCAUGCUGCAGGUGCUCAGCGCCCGCCACGUGCACCACGCGCUGCCACUGCUGCACACUGUCGCGCACCAGUCGGUGUGGUGGGUGCGCGAGAGCAGCGGUUGGCGCGGCGCGGGCGGCGCGGAGGCGCGCCUGUCGGGGCUGCUGGCCGACGUGCUGGCGGGCGGCGGCUCGGGGGCCGCCCGCCGCGCGCCGCUGCGCCGCGCCGUGCUGGCGCAGCUGCUGCACUACUGCCGCAAGCUGCUCGCCGUGCCGCUGCCAACGCCGCAGCCCGCCAACUCGGCAUCAAGUCCGUCAGUAUCUACGAGUGGCGAGCCAUCCCAGUCACAGACGGAUGAAAGCAAGGCCCAGAACAGCAGCACGGCCGAGGCCACCAACGUGGAAGAUGAGAGGAAGCAACAAGCGGCGCGGACGCCGUGCUUCGCUGAUACUGUGCUACAAAAUCAGCAAAUAAUGCAGAAGUUCUACAGGACACUCUCGAUAUGCGAUGGAAUGAACACUGCCUCUUUGAAUUCAGGAAUGUCUACAGAGCCGUCGUCUCUAAAGGAGGAGGUGUUCUGGCUAGUGGCCCACAUGGCUACCGUCGCCUCGAACCCCGCUCUCAUGGUCACCAGUCUUAUGGAAUUCCUGAAGAAGGAAGAAGUAGUGAACCUGUCUCAAGCGAUGCAGCAGCUCAUCAUCAGGGUGCUGGAGUAUCCCGAGGCGCUCUCUGCGUUUAUUGACGCUGGCGGAAUGGAACUAGCGCUUGAGAAGCUCACCGCCUGCCAUCAGGCGGGUCCAAGCAAUGGCCAAGGUCUGGUCUCCUCCCUGAUGAACUACCUGAAGCUACCACCCCAGAUGAUCAACCUGUCCACGCCCGCCUCCGGUAACAAGAAGAACCAGACGCCUGUCAUUGAAACCGCUAACGGAUUGGUUAACAUGGCACCAUUAUGCACGGUGUCAUGCGGCAACCCGACAGCGCAGGCGGCGGACGUGCUACUGGACGGCGGCGGGGGCAUGUCGGUGCGCGGCGCCUGCGCAGCGCGGCGCGUGCGCGCGGCGGCCUGGUCCUACCACUUCUUCAGCGCGGACGACGCCAGCCUCGCACUCACGCUCACCAUGCCAUACGCCGUGCAACUGCACGAGGUGCAACUGCAGCCGCAUCUCACCAGCCUCGCCACAUGCCCUGGAGCAGUGGCGGUGGAGGCAGGUUGCGGGGGUACCCUGGCCCCGCUCGGGCCGCCCCAGAACACGGCCGGCAUGACGUUCAUCCGGCUGGUGGUGGCGCGGCCCAUCGUGUGCACCACCGUGCAGAUCCGGCUCUACAAGCCGCGCGACUCCUCCAACAUGGGGCUGCUGCAGCUCAGGCUGCUAGCUGCGCCCGCCUUCAACAACCAUGCCAGUACCACGCCUACCACGAGCAACAACUGGGCGUGCGUGGUGGCGGCGUGUACCCGCGCGGGCAGCGGCGCGGGCGCGCGGCUGGCGGGCGGGCGCGGCGCGGGCGCCGUGAGCGCGCUGUGCGCCUGCGUGGCGGGCGGCGGGCCGGCCGCGGCGCACGCGCACACGGCGCUGCUGGCCGCCGCGCGCCACGCGCCCGCCCUGCGCGCGCCGCUCGUCACCGCGCUGCUCAACAUGGACGCGCACGCACACGCCAACGUGUGUACUGAUAUUCAUGUCCGUGUAACAGCGUUCCAAGUGUCAGUGGGCGGGCGCGUGAACGGCAGCAUGCGCGCGGUGUGCGAGCUGGUCCGGCAGCUGUGCCGCAGCUGCCCCGCGGGCUGCGUGGCGGCGUACGUGCAGUGGCUGGCCGCCGCCGCCGAGCUCUGGCUGCGCCAGAAGGACCCGCCCUCCGCCGCACUCACACACACUCUCGCUUCAGUAUUAUGGACGUUGAAAGAGAAGAACAUCCUGGACAACUUGGAGGAGCUGAUCACGGACGACCUGUUCGAGCUCGUCUACACGUGGGUCAAGGACGUGCCCGAAACUAGUCUACUCAAGAAAUCGUUAGAUGCUAUAUUAUGUUCGAUGUGCUACAUCCGACCGGAGUUGUUCAAGAUGCUCCUCGAACAUAUGGAUAUUCCCAUGGAUCAAGACGAAAGCAUGGAGGGCCUGACGGACGACACGAAGGUGCAGUGCCCGCGCGCGGGCGGCGGUGGGCGCGCGCGCGUGGCGCUGGCGGCGCGCGCCGGGCUGCUGCACAGCGCCGCGGCCGCCGCCAUGUCGCCCGCCGCCAGCGCCGCGCUGCUGCGCUCCACGCUGCCCGCCGCGCUCGUCUCCGCCAUCGCCGACUUCAGCGAAGCGAAAUUAGAAUCGAUUAAGGCGCAGAGGAAUUCAACAGAAGAUGUACCAAUGGUGGACCCUGAGAAGGAGCCGGGUCAGCCGAAGUCGGAGCUACCCUCGAUGAAGACGGUGCAUCAGUUGGUGGAGUGGGCGCGCGCAGUCUGCUGGUCCAAGCGGCUGAAGGACUGGCUCGGAGGCCCCGGCAGCAUAUUCUGGAAGCCACUGCUCACGCUACUGUGCUACCCUAGACCUCAUUACAGCAGUAGUUGGCAGGAAGACGCUCAGUACGCGCAGCUGGAGGAGAGCACCAUCCGACUGUUCGCGGAGCUGACGGUCUGCCACCCCGCCAACCAGCAACUGUUCGCUUCCACGCUGCACAGCAUACUCGAGGCAUUGCCUAGCAACGAGGGUAUCAGCGGGUUCACGCGCGCGCUGAUCCUGCGGCUGGUCCUGUCCCCGGAGCGCGUGUGGGUGUCGCUGCGCUGGGCCGAGGGCGGCGCGGGCGCGGCGGGCGCGCACCCCGCGGCGCACGCGCACGCCGUGCUGCCGCUGCCGCUGGCGCGCAGCGUGCGCGACGUGCUGGCCGACCACCGCCCGCCCGUACCCAUAAUGGAGGACACGACGAAAGUAUGCAUGAACUCGUCCCCCACGUCGGCCGGUACGUCGGUGCUGCGCAGCGCCUCGGACACCGCCAUCACCACGGUGGCGGAGGCCUGGGAGCUCAGCCUGGCCGCCGCCAGCGCCUCCAAGGACAAGCGCGUCAAGGACGUCAAGAACACCUCCCUCAAACAGCAGAACAACAAGAAGCGACAGACUAAGACCAGCAAUGACGCGUCCGUACUGUCCGUCACCGAUGAUUUGAUAGAGUCGUCGAUCCGCGUGCAAGUGCCGGGGCUGGAGGGCUUCAUCCCGCCGAGCACGACGCUGGCGCAGCUGACGGCCGCCGUGCCCCAUACCAUCGGGCCGCAUCUCUCACUCACGCUGCAUCUCAACACCAACGGCGAAGCGUGGUCUGGUCCGAUGUGGGAGGGCGCAUCGUCAACUAGUCCCUCGAGUCCGGGCGCUGGUCCCAGUUCCAGCAGUGCAGGGACCACGAGUAGCUCGGCAGCCUCGACCGGCGGCUCGGCCAUCCUGCGGUGGUUCGGCGCCGUCGGGGGGCUGGCGCUGGUGGCCGCGCGCCUGCCCCGGCCCCACGCGCCCCCGCCCGACCCGCCCGCGCUCGUACACCACCACCACGACCUCGACUGGGUCAAACUUGAUGACCCUUACGAGGAGGUAGUGGAGCUGGGCGUAGCUGCAGGCGGGGGCGGGGCGGGGGGCGGUGCCGAGGAGGCGGGCUGCACGGGCGUGCCGGCGCACGCGCUGCUGGCGCUGGGGCUGCUGCUGAAGCUGCCCGGCUACGCGGACGCGCUGCUGGACGAGGGCGCGCGCGCCUGCCAUCUGCUGCGACUGCUGCUCGGCGUCACGCACGACGAGGACGGACGGAGUAUCGCGGUGGGCGAGGCGCGCGGCGAGGCGCGCGGGUCGCUGGGCACGCUGCCGUUCGCGGUGGUGGCGCGGCUGCUGGAGCGCGCGCCGCUGCGGGCCGACGCGGGCCGCGCGCUGCGCCGGGCGCUGCUGCAGCGCGGCGCCGUGCGGCUACUGCUCGCCUGCCUCGCCGUCUUCACGCACCAUCGGCCCAACUCCAACGAUAACAGCCAAGGUUCAAAUGGAUCGACGGGCAAGUCUGAAGAGAAGAGCCAGUUGUACUGGGCGAAGGGCACGGGCUUCGGCACCGGGUCCACGCAACAGUCGUGGAACGUGGAGCAAGCACUCGUGCGCCAGAGGACUGAGGAGGAACACGUCACUGUCCUACUGCAGGUAUUAGCGUCGUAUAUGAACCCGGGCGAGAAGUGGCCUCCGGAGGAGGGCGCGGCGGAGUCGACGGACAGGGAGGACUCGGACGACUCACACGACCUACCCGCGGAGUUCAUCGACCUCAUCGCCAACAGCUCGCUCGUACCUGCCAUCUGCUCCUAUCUUAGAAACGAUUCGGUGCUGGACAUGUCGCGGCACAUCCCGCUGUACGUGCACGUGCUGCGCUGCGCGCGCGCGCUGUGUGCGCUGGGCGCGCGCCGCCUGGCGCCCGCGCUGCGCCCGCUGCCGCGCCUGCUGGCCUGCAUGUCGAGGACCACCAACUCCUACGCCACCAAGCUCAGAAUGAGUAAGAAGAAUAUAUUCGGUAAAAUGACAUAUAGCCAAAGAUUUAGUACUUCAAGUAAUUCAGAAUUAUCAGAAGAGGACGAGGGACUCGCCGCGCUCAUUGCUGAUAUACAAGCAACGUCGGCGUUAUUAUGUCGGUCGGAGAACGAGGCGGAGUCCGGCCGGGCGAGCGGCGCGCCCGCCCCGCUCAGUGGCGCCACGCGGGAGGCGCGCUACAUUGAACUCAUGCGCACCAUGCAAUUCGAGACGUUCGAGAUGAUAGCGGAGUGCGCGGAGAGCGGGUUCCGGUUCCUGGUGCCGUACCACUUCGAGGGCGCCGUGCGCGCGGCGGGCGAGCGCGCGCACCCGGCGCGCAUGAAGCGCCUGGCGCAGGAGGCCGCCACCCUCGCCACCUCGCUGCCGCUCUCCUACUCCUCCUCCGUCUUCGUGCGCACCGACGCAGACCGACUCGACGUCAUGAAGGUCCUAAUAACGGGUCCGUCGGACACGCCGUACGCGAACGGUUGCUUCGUGCUGGACGUAUACUUCCCGGCCGAGUACCCGGCGGUGCCCAUGCUCAUCAACCUGGAGACGACGGGCCGCCACUCCGUGCGCUUCAACCCCAACCUGUACAACGACGGCAAGGUCUGCCUCUCCGUGCUCAACACCUGGCACGGACGCCCCGAGGAGAAGUGGAACGCACACACCUCCAGCUUUCUACAGGUGCUGGUAUCGAUCCAGUCCCUGAUCCUAGUCCCGGAGCCGUACUUCAACGAGCCGGGCUACGAGCGCAGCCGCGGCACGCGCGUCGGCUCCAGCGCGUCCCUGGAGUACAACUCCAACAUCUACCAGGCCUGCGUGCGCUGGGCCAUGCUCGACCACCUCAGGAACCCAGAGCCCUGCUUCAAGGAGGUGAUCCAGACCCACUUCUGGAUAAAACGUAAUGAAAUAAUGCAGACGGUGGCGAACUGGAUCACAGAGCUCGAGAGCCAAAGCGGGGACGAGCGCACCCAGCGGAGCAUACAGCUCAACCUCAUGGCGCUCAAGCGGCACUACGUGAAGCUGCAGGAGGAGCUGGCCAAGCUGCCGGUGCCGGCGGGGCUGGAGGAGCUGGACGAGCCGUUCCAGCUGCCGGCGGCGCCCGAGCCCGCGGCGCAGGCCCCGGCGCCGCCCACCAACGACGAGAUCGACCACGACAUGGAGAAGAUCGUGUCGCAGGUCCUGGACUGAGCCGGCCCCGGCGCCCGAGCGCAAUGAAAGUACAAGUAGGAAGCUGCCACUGCUGCCGGUCACCCUGCGUACGCUCGCCAUACGUUUCUAGCGAGUUUAUUGUUCGUAAACAAUUUUCUUUUUAUUUUGUAGUAGAAGAUUUCGGUUUUUAUAGUUUUUUUAGUAGGCGUUUAGGAUUUAGUGGGACCUCCGUUUAGUUUAACACACAUUGUGAUACUAAAAUGGGCCCGCUCGGCGCCCGGUAAGAUAUUUAAGCAGGAGUAGAAGUACGGGCCGAAGACAUCGCGACGUACUGGCGUCACGACUCGUGUACAUGAAAUUAUAAUUUGAUGUAUAUAACUUAUUGUUUUAAUUUUUGUAUUCUAAGAAUAUAUAAUGAUAUGUAUCGCUGUAUGCUCUAUAAGAGUAGUCGGAGGCGGCUGAACUAUACGAAGGAUAAAUUGUAUAACUCGUUUGGUAGUAAAUUAUGUACAGGCCUAGCCACCUCUUCGAGCAUUGUCGGUCGGGGUCGGUGGGGUGACGUUUGUGGAUGUAUGUGUGUAUAUAGAUAAAUCACCAGUAGACUCGUGUGUUUCUCGCUGUACUUUCAUUGUCAGGUAAGUUGGACGUAGGAACUUUAUUGUUACAUUUGAUUGUGAAUUUCGGAAUGUAAAUAAAAAUUUAUGUUAUCGCAAUGUUUUUCUUUUGUUGACGUCACGUCUGCCCGGGUAUAUUUAUGACAAAUUGUAAUUUAUUUAGAUUAUGUUGUGUUGUGUUCGAGACUAAGCUUGACUUGUUCUAUAUAUUGCUGGGGUCCAACGAGCCUCGCCCUCACUCUGUCUAUACUUAUGUCAUAUAUUCAGCUUUGUAUUUAAUUCUGACGAGCGGUAAUAUAAUUAAACAGAACAUUUUGCUAA
This is a messenger RNA of Spodoptera frugiperda (fall armyworm), 14186 nucleotides long. RefSeq names its product baculoviral IAP repeat-containing protein 6 (gene Bruce). Gene Ontology annotation, molecular function: protein binding; cysteine-type endopeptidase inhibitor activity; ubiquitin conjugating enzyme activity. The coding region runs from base 64 to 13290 and encodes 4408 amino acids. NCBI's taxonomy places the organism in Eukaryota, Metazoa, Arthropoda, Insecta, Lepidoptera, Noctuidae. Gene Ontology annotation, cellular component: nucleus. The record is from RefSeq and is a predicted model, not a curated record. The transcript has 58 exons. Gene Ontology annotation, biological process: regulation of cytokinesis; apoptotic process; negative regulation of apoptotic process.